This is a messenger RNA of Heterobasidion irregulare TC 32-1, 180 nucleotides long. RefSeq lists its product as uncharacterized. The record is from RefSeq and is a predicted model, not a curated record. The transcript has a single exon. The annotation marks the transcript as partial. Lineage: Eukaryota; Fungi; Basidiomycota; Agaricomycetes; Russulales; Bondarzewiaceae.
GUCUUUGCUAAGAAGUUCAAUAGAGAUAGCAGGGUAAUUGGUUACAAAGCCUACCUUGUUGGGAAGGGGUACUCACAGAAAUUUAGUAUUAACUUCUUAUGGACAUCUGUGGCAGUCAUUUGUCUGGAGACUGUUUGUACUGCACUUGUACUGACAGCUAUCCUUAACCUAGAGCUCUAG